GGGAGCAAAGAGGAAGCGCCUGGCCCCGCACUUCCCUGCCGCGCUUGGGGAGAGGCCGCCUCUGUCCUGCAUUCCAGUUCCAGGUGCGCAGUGCUCUAUUCGGCACCCAGACCGGUUCCCGCCGCCCUCCUCGCGGUCUCUGCCUCUCAGCCCCCGGACCCCACGCCCCUGCGCCCCGGCGGAUGUCCUGAGUCGCCACCCGUUCGCUCCGCGCCCCGGGGCCACGGCUGCUCGGGGAAGUCGGGGCGCGCGCGCCGGGUAUGCGCCGUCAGCAUGGGCUCGUGGCUCGGCGAGGUACAGUGGCUCAUCCUGGUGUCCCUCUUCGUCGCGGCCCUGGGCACGGUGGGCCUGUACUUGGCGCAAUGGACGCUGACCAGGGCGCGACCCCCGCCCCGGCGGCGGGCGGAGCCGGACGAGCGACGGCGCCGGGAGUCAGACACGCUCCUGUCCUGGAUACUGACACUGGAUAGCUGGGAGAGCCAGUGGCAAAUGGCCUGGGUGACCGCCCUGAACUACGAGGCCCAAAGAAGAGGGGACCCACUGCAUCUCUCUUUCCAGCAGAACCCACAACCCCAGUCCUUGCAGCUGACAGUUAGAGAAGUCUCCAGUGUGGUCAAGUCAAACCAGGAGAAGAUGGUGAUCUGUCAUGUGGUGGGCGAGACCCUUCAGUUCCUGGUCAGUGCAGGGCCUGCCUCUACCACCAGUUCAGAAUGCCAGCUGUAUGAUGUCCAGCUUUCCCCAUUUCAUUUAAAGAUAGAAUUCCACAUGGAAGAGAAGAGAGAAGACAUUCAGAUCAGGUGGUCUUUCACCCAUGUACCAGAAACAGCCAUCAAGAUCCAGCCCCAGACCCCAGGGCAGAAGCAGGUGCUUGAGGUAAACAUGCUUUCUGAGGCCCUUGUGGAUCUUCUGAAGUACCUAGUUGGUGUUGCCUCUCCAUCUGUGUUUCUGAGCACCAAGCCUUCACGGGCCAAAGAAGCUCAGACCCUACAGUGCACUUCCUCCACUGCUCAGGAACCCUGCCCUCCCAAACCUCCAAGGGCUCAUGAACUAAAACUGCAGGUGAAGAAUAUCCGAGUCUCCCUGCUAACCCACCCUGGUGCUUCAGGCAGCAUUAGCCACGUGUGUGUGGCCCAGCUGAAUGAGCCUGCACAGCAGUUCAUCAGCACCCUAGUGAGAAACACUACAGACCUCUCUUGGGAGGAGGAAUUGACCUUUGAACUGAACGCCAAAUCUAAGGAGCUGCUCUUGCAGAUCUCAGAGAAUGGGUGCUCUCCAGAAGGUCUGCUGGGAACAACAACCAUUCACCUAGACUUAUUUAGGAAGCAGCCUAAUGGCCCACAGACGUUCAGACUGGUCAGCGGGACAGAGCCUGACAGCUUGGUGUUAGGUUCAGUCACCGCAGAGUUUUCUUACAUAGAACCUGGUGAGCCAAAGUCCUGGCCCACUCCUGUUUCUGCUGCAAAGAUAGAAAAGGACCGUACGGUGAUGCCAUGUGGGACUGUGGUCACCACUGUUACUGCUGUGAAGACCAAGCCUCGCUUUGACACUGGGAGGGCAUCCCCUCUGAGCUCAGAGUCCCCCGUGAGGACACCCAUCAAGGUGAAGGUCAUUGAGAAGGACAUCUCUGUCCAGGCUAUUUCGUGCCACAGUGCUCCCGUCAGCAAGACGUUCUCCUCUUCAGACACAGAGCUACUGGUGCUGAAUGGCUCAGAUCCUGUGGCUGAAGUUGCCAUUAGGCAGCUCAGUGAAUCCUCAAAGCUGAAGCUGAAGUCCCCACGGAAGAAAAGUACCAUCAUCAUUUCAGGGGUCUCCAAGACCUCACUGUCUCAGGACCACAGUGCUGCCCUCAUGCUGAACUAUGCAGCUUCUAUGGACAGCACCAACCAAGGGGAUGCCCCAUCCACUCUGUGCCCUCAGGAGGCAGUUGUAGCCUCUUCCACCUCCCCACCUGAAGAUGAGCCAGCCCAGGCCCUACCUGCCCUCAAGCCUAGAGAGGAUGAUCUAGACUCCUGGGACCUGGAGAAGGAAAUCCCAGCAGCAGCAUGGAGCGGUCCAGCCCUACAGGAACCGGAUGGGGACGAACUGUCAGAGAACUCUUUGAGUGCUUCAGAGCUUGGAGCCAUCAAGAAGCAUAAAGGAGGAAUUCUAAGGAAAAGUGCCAAGCUCUUCUUCCGCCGGCGACACCAGCAGAAAGACCCAGGCAUGAGCCAGUCACAUAACGACUUGGUAUUCCUGCAGCAACCGGAGGGGAGGCAGAAGAAGGGGGCAACCCUCAGCCGGCUCCUGAACAAAAAGCUGCUUACCAGGCACAGAGGCAAACACACCGUGAAUGGAGCGACCAGUGAGGCCUGCACGUAGCUCGAGUUACCCCAUCAUCAGAGCUGGAGAAUGGGACCACAGAGACCCCCACCAGAAGAGCAGGAACCAGUCCCAUCGGAUGCGUGCUUUGUCUAGCUUGGGGUUUUUUUUUCUCUCUCUCAAUAAUCUCAGUUUUUAAAGGGAAAAAAAAUCUGCCUGUUUGUCCAGGACGCUUCCCCCGAAGACGGCUGAUAAUGCCGUCCAGUUUGCCAGCAGAUAUUCAGGGCUCGAGCUGUCACCAUGUAAUCCAAGUGUUGAGGUGGACUAUUAGAUAGAUAUUUACAUCAGUAAAGGAUGUGUGCUCUGAUGGACUAUUGAUAGUAGGCAGGAGGGAACCCAGUCCACCUACUUCUUUCUCUCUCCUUCAGGGACUAUUAGGGUUCAUGUCUGGACCAUGUCAUGAGGGAAAGGUGGGCUGUGGGCUGUUGCUAUGAGCAGAAUGGGCCACCUCACAUAUCUUGCUAUUUAGAAUUAAAUACUGCAUCUGGCCCAGGGGACAGUGGUAUAGAUAUAGGCAGGAUUUUUGAGCCAUGAAGAAAUUAUAAUAGGAAAAAGAUAUGCUUUGACAAGUAUUAGAAGGUGUUCGCUUUUGAUAUUAGCCAUAGAAGUUAAAAACUUAUGCAAACACUAAAUGUGUCUUAUGCAGAUUAUGCCAGACACUUCCAGAUUUACUUGAGCCUUCAUGCAGGUAGAGGUGUAGAAAUUCAGAUAUGUUUAUUUCUUAUGCUAGGGUUCUGUUUUUUCCCAUGGCACAGGCAGCACACUAAGCUCAAAUAUGCCGAGGCUGACAUUGGGAGCAAUGACUGAUAUCUUAUAGGACAUGAUCACAAACAUAUAUGGUUCUUGCCAAAUAUAGUCAACAACCAAAACAAGGAACUUUUAGGGCAACUGAAGAAAUUAUUCUGUAUCUUGGGUACCAGUUAGUGUUAGGCAUAGAAGUUUUAUAACAAUGGGCCAAACUUGCAGGAAUUCUUUUUAUGGGCUCUUCAGAAUUCUACUGUGAACAGGGACUUCUGGUCACAUUUUGAGGUAUCCUGGUUUUUCUUUACUGUGGGAAAAUGAUAAAGUUGGCACCUGGGUUCAGUAUCCCCUGUAUCCAUAAGGUAGUGUCCCCGUCUGUGUGCCUGGCGCUGUAGAUUCCCUGGGUCUCACAUUCCUCCAGAGCCAUUGUUCUUGGCGGUUUUGACCUGUUAAUAACAUCCGUUUUCUUCCUAUAACAAUGGAAGGGCUGACAGGAAGACCUGAGUUCUGUCACUGAUAUGAAGUCAGGAAGCUCUGUCUGGCCUCUUCUGUUCAUUAGAAAUAUCAGAGCAAAGUCACUGUUGUUGACCAAAGAUGUCUAUGAAAGCCAAAAUUAUAGUAAUAUGUUCUUUUUUUUCUUCUUCCUGUUUUAGCAAGAGAGAUUGGAAACCCGUAUUAGAAAUCCUUUUUCUUUCUUUCUCUUCAGUUACUUUGUUCUGGGGAUUAAACCUGUGGCUUCUUGCACACUGGACAAGCCCCUCUCUACUGAACUAUUUCCCUGGCCCUCUUUUUACUUUUUUAUUAUUAUGAAGUUAGCUGGGCUGCCUUGUGAUUCGCUCUGUAGCUCAGCAUACCUUGCGACUCUGAUCCUCCUGCCUUCAUCUCUCAGGUAGCUGGAAGUACAGGCCUAAGCCACUAGGCCCAGUGAAUUUUACUUCCAAAUAAACAUAGAAUUAAAAUGAAUUUGAAAAUUCUUGAUGGGUGUGGUUGGGUAGGCCUGUAAUCCCAGCAUUUAGAAGGUGAAGAAAGGAGGAUGUUAGCUUCUAAGCCAGCCUGGGCUACAUGAGACCCCCUUCUAAAAACAGCAACAGAAAUAGAAGAAAAAGAACCUGGAAGAAUCUCAGGUGGUUUUCAGGUGACUUUGAAGAGACACUUUAGUAUAUUUUCACCUUUUGUUAAGUCACUGCAAAUUUCCAGAAUGGAGCCAUCAGUACCAAAUUGGUUCCCAAAGCCAGUAACCCUCAGUACUCUUUUUGGGAAUGGAUGUGACUUAAAUGCUGUGCUUUACUUGAAGUGUUGAUAUUCCGUACAAUGCACAGAAUUGUGACACAUAGCUGUCCAUUUUCAGAGACUGGUGUGUCAGGAAUUCUGAUUUUGAUGCUGUAUUUUCAGUGUGGAGUUGUAGCCCUCAUCUAACAUGCGUGGGGCUAGAGGAAUUUGAGACACCUUUUGGAUCUGGGAAUAUCUUGAUAAGUCUUUACCAUCUGAGCAUCCCUGAAUCCCACAUAUAAAAUUUUCAGAAAUAUGAAGCUCUUUGGACACUAUGGUACACACAGAGUUUUGCGGUUUAGACUUUUGUGUUAGGGAUGCUCAGCUUAUGCAGAUUUUGUUGGUUUGAUUGGUUUUGAUAUUUAUGUUCAGUUUUUCUUUUUUUUUUUUUUUUUUUUGGUUUUUUCGAGACAGGGUUUCUCUGUGGUUUUGGAGCCUGUCCUGGAACUAACUCUUGUAGACCAGGCUGGUCUCGAACUCAGAGAAAUCCGCCUGCCUCUGCCUCCCGAGUGCUGAGAUUAAAGGCGUGCGCCACCACCGCCCGGCCUUAUGUUCAGUUUUUCAAGUGUGAAGGCAUCAGAAUUUUAGGUUAUACUUCCUCUGUCAGCAAUGACAAUAAAAAAGAACAAAUGGUUUUUAGCCAUCCUAGCCUCCAGAUGACCCUGUGAGUAUCCUGCUCCCGGCACCCUACCCACAGCUCAGACCUGUCCUGUAGGGGCUCCAUUGAGCAGCCUUUGCUAAUUGAGAACACCAUCACAGCAGAGGGUGCAGAGAUGGGGGACACAAACAGGUGGCUUCAGGACCUUCCUUGUACUGUGAAGUCUCUUCUCCAAGCUGUUUAUCCUCUUCUGUUUCUUCAUGGUAUAGGGCUGAGCUGAACGUCCUAAGAUUAUGUACCAAUUGCCCACAGCACACAUGUGUAAGUCACCUCUCUCCUACUAUCUCCACUGCAUUCUUUUGUGGCUUCAGGUUCUGUCUUGAUUUUUGGCAGAGUCCUGGUUUUAAAGAAAUUUCUCAUGAACACUAAUUCAGGUGUCUGUAAAUGUAGAAGCAGAUCUCAGGUUGGCUGGAGUGAGCUGGCCACAUUUCCCCUGUCCUCAUGCAGGGACUAAAUAGAGGUGUUUGUGUGUGAUGUUGGUGUAGCAGUAACAAAACUAGGGCUCUCUUGCUCUGGUUGAAAACCUACUAUGAGCAAGAGGAUUUAGACAAAGCACUUUAUUUUAAAUUUUAGUUUCACAAGUUCAAAACCAGCCCUGCUUCCUGGCUAUGGAAGGAAGCCAGCUAUUUACUGCUGACCAGUUCCAAAUCAGAUUUUUGCUUGGGUUUUCCCUGGCCACAUUUACAGAAAAGAGUUGCAAAUGUUCUUCUCAAGCAGAAAGGGAAAGAUUAAUUCAUAUUGCUGCCACCCAAAGUGGUUUUUGUUUUUUUUUUUUUUUUGGUUAAUAAGCUCAGGGCUGACAAUCUUCAACUUUCAAAAUACAAGUUGAUAGAUGGUGGAAGGAAAACGUGUCUCUGUCACACAGAAACAGGUGUGGGUACUGACCCUGAUGACAGGCACUGUCCCCACCAUCUCAACAGGCCAAGACCUGAGGACCAAAGCACCUGCAUGGAGACAAAGACACUGUUCAAACCAGCAGUACAAGCUCCCUUCACCUCUGGCUAUUUAUGUAAAAUGUCCCUGUUCUGUGUAUAAAUAAGUAUUGGAAUCACCAAGCUGCCUGGUUCACUUUGCUGAUGGUGGAGAGGAGAUGUGAUUAUCCCCUGGGCUGUAAGCCAUAGUUUGCUGCCCACUGUCAUGUCAAACCUCUACUGCAAAGAGAAUAAAAGUAAAGGCUUCCCAGGUGUGCGGUGAGCCUGAUGCUGGUGAGUAGCAACUGGCAUCUGUGACAAUGAUUGUAUUUGUUGCAGCACUUUGGAUGUGGUUGUCACCCUGCACCACCCUCGGCAGCGAGACAUGGCUGCACCUGUACUGACCUCUCAAGAAAUAAAUGUGCUCAUGGAAAACAUUGAGCUGAGUGGUU
Messenger RNA from Chionomys nivalis (European snow vole), 6389 nucleotides. It is a transcript of the gene C2cd2, whose product is annotated as C2 calcium dependent domain containing 2. Lineage: Eukaryota; Metazoa; Chordata; Mammalia; Rodentia; Cricetidae. The coding region runs from base 274 to 2358 and encodes 694 amino acids. The record is from RefSeq and is a predicted model, not a curated record. The transcript has 14 exons.